Molecule: messenger RNA, 2284 nt
Organism: Chlamydomonas reinhardtii
Lineage: Eukaryota; Viridiplantae; Chlorophyta; Chlorophyceae; Chlamydomonadales; Chlamydomonadaceae
Exons: 13
Coding region: 328-1737 (469 amino acids)
Biological process (GO): citrate metabolic process; carbohydrate metabolic process; tricarboxylic acid cycle
Cellular component (GO): mitochondrial matrix
Source: RefSeq, a predicted model, not a curated record
CAAGACGCCGUCGCGAGCUCGCAUUACGCAUUACUCGCGCGGAGUCAGAAGCCCGGCCCUCCAAGCCCUACUUCGGCUGCUGACACGGAGAUGCAUGGGCCCCCGGAAGCUGCAACAAGAAGACGAACUUGAUCUUUUCAUGAUUAUCCGCAGCUGCGCAGACGAAAACCACAGCGGGGAGUUGAACUGCAUGAGAACCCGGAACCCUUAACUCAACCCAGCAGGCUUCAAUUGUAUCAAUUGGCAUUACUCUAGAUAUACUUGGCCCGUGCCUGUAUCCCCUCGCAUCAUUUGCAAGGUUGUGCGUCAAUCAAUCGCUGCGUGACGAUGCUGGCCACGGCCGCAAGCAAGCUCGGCCUAACAGGCCUGGGCAUUCAGGCAAUCAGUGCGGUCGGUAACUCGAUUCGCCAGUUCUCGUCGACCGAGAACACCGACCUGAAGCAGGCGCUUCGUGAGCUCAUUCCGGCGCAGCAGGAGCGCCUGAAGGCCCUGAAGAAGGGCCAUGGCUCCAAGUCGCUGGGCGAGGUGACCGUGGAUAUGGCGAUCGGCGGCAUGCGUGGCAUCCCGGGCAUGCUGUGGGAGACGUCGCUGCUGGACCCGGAGGAGGGCAUUCGCUUCCGUGGCCUGUCCAUCCCCGAGCUGCAGGAGAAGCUGCCCGCGGCCGUCCCCGGCGGCCAGCCCAUCCCCGAGGGCCUGCUGUGGCUGCUGCUGACCGGCCAGGUGCCCACCAGCAGCCAGGCUGCUGCUGUGACUGAGGAGCUGCGGGCCCGCAGCAACGUGCCGCUGCACCUGCGCAAGGUGCUGGACGCGCUGCCCACGGAGGCGCACCCCAUGACGCAGCUCAGCAUGGGCAUCAUGGCGCUGCAGUCCGGCAGCCGCUUCCAGUCCGCCUACGCCCGCGGCGUGCACAAGUCGCGCUACUGGGAGUACGCGUACGAGGACUCCAUGGACCUCAUCGCCAAGCUGCCGCAGCUGGCCGCCACCAUCUACCGGCGCACCUACCGCCGCGGCGAGUACAUCCCGCCCUCCUACAACCUGGACUGGGCUGCCAACCUGGCGCACAUGAUGGGCUAUGAGGACCCGGGCUGCCUGGAGAUGAUGCGCAUGUACCAGACCAUCCACUCGGACCACGAGGGCGGCAACGUGUCGGCGCACGCCACGCACCUGGUGGGUUCGGCGCUGUCCGACCCCUACCUGUCCUUCGCCGCCGGCAUGAACGGGCUGGCGGGUCCGCUGCACGGCCUGGCCAACCAGGAAGUGCUGCGCUGGCUCAAGGACCUGGUGGCCAAGCUGGGCCCCUCUCCCGGCAGGGACGCUGUUCGCAAGUACGUGGAGGACACGCUGGCCAGCGGCAAGGUGGUGCCGGGCUACGGCCACGCAGUGCUGCGCAAGACGGACCCGCGCUACACAUGCCAGCGUGAGUUCGCGCUCAAGUACAUGCCCGACUACCCGCUGUUCAAGCUGGUGGCGGACCUGUACGAGGUGGUGCCCGAGGUGCUGGGCAAGACCGGCAAGAUCAAGAACCCCUGGCCCAACGUGGACGCGCACAGCGGCGUGCUGCUGCAGUACUACGGCAUCACGGAGGAGAACUACUACACGGUGCUGUUCGGGGUGUCGCGCGCGCUGGGCGUGCUGUCGCAGGGCGUGUGGUCUCGCGCCCUGGGCCUGCCCAUCGAGCGGCCCAAGUCGCUCACCAUGGCGGCGCUGGAGCAGCGCGUCGCCGGCCAGUCCGCGUAAACACACACAUGAAGGAGGGAGGGGUGGCCGUGCGCGGUGGCCUGGCGAGGCCAUGUGGGCAGUGCGUGUAUGUAAUGUGUAUAGCAUCGUUAUAGCAGGGAUUGUGGCGGGGUGUGACCGGAUCAAUAACAGCCGAUAGAGCCGGCGUAGCCUGUAGGCAGCGCAUGCACGGUGCAUUCUGCCGAGGUGUUUGGAGAAGGUGAAAAUGGAGUGCAUGACGCGCAUGAUUCCACCAACCUGCGCGGCUGGGCUGGAGCAGUGUGAGCGGUGAGGCUGAGGGAGCGCCCCGCGGUGCGAAGGAACUUCGGGAACGGGCGGUAUAGCACUGAUAUGUCGCAGACGUUGCACUGUUUUGGGACCGCAUUGUUCGUUGUCGGUCCUGCUUUGGUUGCGCAUUUGCGGGGGGCGGGUUGCGUUCGGAGUCUCGUAUGGCAUGACAGUCUGGUGCAGAUGCACGGCAUUAUACAGGUUUAAGUAGCAUGGGCGGCCCUGGGGCGGCCCGAGGAUGGGGGUAAUUCGGGAUUCUGAUGUCAUGUCCGUCGGACCG